Molecule: messenger RNA, 750 nt
Organism: Ostertagia ostertagi
Lineage: Eukaryota; Metazoa; Nematoda; Chromadorea; Rhabditida; Trichostrongylidae
Source: the annotation of a GenBank genome assembly
AUGGCUAAAGAUUUUUUGCAGCUGAUAGGUUACCUGGGAAAGAAGAAAAUUGCAGAUCCGGAACUGAUGACUAAAUCGAAGGCGUGUGCCAAACGUGUGCGUUUUGCUGACGCUCUUGGCUUGGACUUGGAAAAACGACAGUACUUCACGGAAAAAGAUCCAGAUCUUUUCCCGACACCACCAUCUUCUCCAACUCCUGGACAUCGCCUUGUGCUGUCCAACUUCGUUUAUUGCUCUGAAUCCGAAUAUAAUCAGCGAGCUCGCGACCAAAUGGUGUGUUUGGCGAAGCUACGCGUUCAUGGUCACACCAUAAAUGGCCAGGUCAACGUCGCAAACAUCGCUUUUUCCAAAGAGGUUGCGAUUCGCUACACUACCAGCAAUUGGGCCACCCACGACGAGGUCGCCGCAACUUACGGACACACCGUCUUUGGCGCUGACAACGUCGACGCCUUUGUAUUCUCAAUGAUGCUUCCCGCAGGUGUAAAGGAAGGACAAUGCCAGUUCUGUGUGCGUUUCUCCGUGAAUGGUCAAGAAUUCUGGGACAACAACUCGGGAAAGAACUACUGCGUGGACAUUGUUCCGGACGCGUCACUGCCGCCGUCGUAUGAGCGCUGUCCCGUACCCACAAUGACUCCAGCAGUCACCACGUUUUUCACACCGCGUCGUCUACGCCGUUGGGGAAGGGCCCAAGAGGAAUCGGACGAUGAGAGCUCACGCGUGUACAUCCCUCGCCGUAGGGCUGUGCUGUAG